Messenger RNA from Penicillium samsonianum, 1575 nucleotides. RefSeq names its product nucleobase cation symporter-1 family protein. The coding region runs from base 1 to 1575 and encodes 524 amino acids. The record is from RefSeq and is a predicted model, not a curated record. NCBI's taxonomy places the organism in Eukaryota, Fungi, Ascomycota, Eurotiomycetes, Eurotiales, Aspergillaceae. The transcript has 5 exons. Gene Ontology annotation, biological process: nucleobase transport; transmembrane transport. Gene Ontology annotation, cellular component: plasma membrane. Gene Ontology annotation, molecular function: nucleobase transmembrane transporter activity.
AUGACUCUAGGCCAGUUGAAGUUCUGGCUCAACAAGAUCCAGGUGCCUGCGGAGCCUGGAUUGUCAACGGCGCAGCUGAUGUUGACCAACGAUGAUCUUCGACCAGUUGAGCCAGAACGCCGUCAAUGGGGAUGGCUCAAUUUUGUUGCGUUUUGGAUUGCAGAUUCCUUAAAUGUGAACACAUGGAUGAUUUCAUCCUCAAUGAUAGUUGAUGGACUUUCUUGGUGGCAGUCUUGGCUAUGCGUUUGGAUUGGUUAUACUGUCGCAGCCAUUUUUGUUUACAUGUUGGGUCGCAUUGCUACCGUCUAUCGCAUUCCUUUCGCAGUAGCUAAUCGAGCUUCAUUCGGGAUUUGGGGGUCGUUUUGGCCAAUUAUCAACCGAGCAGCGAUGGCUGUGAUUUGGUAUGGUGAAUGUGUGACUUUGAUGAUUGCUGCUAUCUGGCCAAGCUACAACAAUCUACCAAAUUCAAUUCCCGCAUCAUCAGGAGUAACCACUAAGCAGUUUGUUAGCUUCCUUCUUUUCUGGUUGCUGUCUUUGCCGGCUCUUUGGUUUCCCAUUUACAAGGUUCGGCAUCUUUUUACGGUGAAGGCAUACUUUUCCCCGGCUUGUGCUAUUGCAUUUUUUGGCUGGGCAAUUGCUCGCGCCCACGGACUUGGGCCAAUAAUUGACCAGCCUAACCAGACGCAUGGCAGUGCUUUGGCCUGGGCAUUUGUGAAAAGCAUUAUGAACUGUAUUGCAAACUUUGCUGCCCUGGUUAUCAACAAUCCUGAUUUUACGAGAUAUGCUCGCGACCCCAAGGACGCACUAUGGCCCCAGCUGAUCACAAUUCCUGUUGGAUUCGCCGUCACAUCAUUCAUUGGGAUCAUUGUUUCCUCGUCGUCCAGUGUUAUAUUUGGCCAAGCUGUUUGGAACCCCCUUACCCUUCUUGGUAUGUUUUUGAAGGAUGCAAGCUCUGCCGAGCGAUUUGGGAUCUUUGUUAUUGCAGCUGGCUUUGCUCUUGCACAGCUAGGGACGAAUAUUGCAGCCAACUCUGUGUCAGCUGGUACGAAUCUCACAGCUCUUCUCCCUCGGUUUUGCACGAUUCGACGAGGGGGAUAUCUGUGUGCGGCGAUCGGUCUUGCCAUGUGUCCUUGGACCUUGGUUGGAUCUUUGAGUAAAUUCACCCUGUACCUCUCUGCGUAUUCGGUAUUUCUUUCCGCUAUCGCAGGGGUCAUGGCUAGUGACUACUAUCUAGUCCGUAAGGGCUUUCUUGAUGUCCAAGCGCUGUAUAGCGCUAAACGAGAUGGUCUUUAUUACGGAACCUUGGGGGUUUCCUGGCACGGUUAUACCGCCUAUAUAUGCGGUAUCUUGAUCAAUAUUGUUGGUUUUGCUGGCGCCAUUGGUGUCAAUGUUCCUAUGGGAGCCAAGUACAUCUAUAAUAUUAACUACUUUUCGGGGUUCGUUGUCUCCGGGGCAGUGUAUUGGACCCUAGCCUGGCUGGUUCCUAUUCCUGGAGCAAGUGACACAUGGAACGAGAUACCCUACGAACCACAUCACAUGUCUGGUGCAGAAGAGAAGAAGGUGGAAGAUGUUUAA